This is a messenger RNA of Danaus chrysippus (African queen), 735 nucleotides long. The record is from the annotation of a GenBank genome assembly. NCBI's taxonomy places the organism in Eukaryota, Metazoa, Arthropoda, Insecta, Lepidoptera, Nymphalidae.
AUGAGCAUAAUUUUCGGUGUCACUGCUCUAACAGAACCACACAAUGCUGACUACUUAGCACAAGUAAUUAUUCAUAUGAGAGAAAAAUGGGACAUCACAAGUGAAAAAGUGGUAGCGUUUACCACGGCCAAUGGCGCUAAUAUCGUUAAAGCAGUCACAAAUGUCUAUGGCAAAAAUAAACACAUGCCAUUUUUUGCUCAUACACUAAACCUAGUAGCAUCAAAACCAUUUGACAAUAAGAAUGGCCUUGACGAAACCAAGAGUUUAUUAACAGCUGUUAACAAAGCACGAGAUGUUAUUACAGCCAGAGAUGUCGUGGUCAUGGAGAACACAGAUGACAGCUCCGCGACAACCAUCACUAUUGAUGAGAGCAGACCACCCAAAGAAGCAGAAGAGGAACACGACUCUGUUAGUGAGGAACAGGAUACCAGUGACAACCCGAUGGAUGAGACAUUCAUACCGAAUGAAUCUUCUAAUGACACUGAUGAUAGUUACUGUGAUACUUUAUCACCAGAUGACCUGGAUGUCCUCCCCACGCAAUGUGACACUAAUUUGCCUGAAAAACGUAUGAGCUGGGAACAGGAACAAGCGAGAUUGGCAGCUUUGUUAGAAGAAAUAAUAUCGGAUAACGAAGAUAAUGUUGCAGUGGAAAGUGAUGCCAGAUUGGAUGAAGAUUUUAUUCAAGAAUCGGAUCAUAAUUCUUUAUCAGAACAGGAUAUUUUAUCGGAGUUUUAA